Molecule: messenger RNA, 3005 nt
Organism: Hypoxylon trugodes
Lineage: Eukaryota; Fungi; Ascomycota; Sordariomycetes; Xylariales; Hypoxylaceae
Exons: 3
Coding region: 419-2776 (785 amino acids)
Biological process (GO): DNA-templated transcription initiation; transcription by RNA polymerase III; transcription preinitiation complex assembly
Cellular component (GO): transcription preinitiation complex; transcription factor TFIIIB complex; nucleus
Molecular function (GO): RNA polymerase III type 3 promoter sequence-specific DNA binding; RNA polymerase III general transcription initiation factor activity; TBP-class protein binding
Source: RefSeq, a predicted model, not a curated record
CCGACCCACAAAAAGAAUCAUCCCUCUCUUUUUUUCAUUGAUUACAUCCCCGGCCCUCCUCCAUUCAUCAUCCACUUACAAGCCAAUCUCACCAACGAGUCUCAUCCAGCCAGUAUAUUGGUUUGAUAGGGGGAUACCAAUAAUUGUAUUCAAUUUUGCAUUGCAUUGAGAUUGCCUACUCGCCGACAGUUUUAUUUUCUCUAUUUGACUCACCUAGUGGCUUCCCCAUUAGGGGUCGCGUCGCUGGACGAGCUUCGCGAUAUUCAUUUGAUUGGCAUCACUUUUCUGUAAACCACUUACACCCACACUUACACACCUACCUACUCUUUACUACUUCUACGCUCGCCUAUGUACUCACACCUUCAAUCUUCGUCUUAGAUACACCCUUGUACCAUAUUACUUUCAUAAUAUCGCAAUCAUGUCUUCAUUUCUAAAACCCAUGAAGAGAAAGGGAGCAGUUCAAUUUAGACCAAGAGGAACUGCUCCUAAUGAUCGCAUCAAAGAAGUGUUGAAUCGGGGUCGUAUGGAAGAAGCGAGGGCGAGUCCUGUCUCUACAACACCCACGCCGGCGAAUCCACCCACUUCGGAUAGAACCCCCUGUCCAAACCCUCGCUGUCCUAAUCCCUCCGCACCGAUUACCGAUGGCUUUUGUUCUGCUUGUGGUCGUGAAAUCGAUUCAUCCAACAUUGUUGCCGAGGUUCAAUUCGGCGAAACUUCAUCCGGUGCUGCCGUUGUCCAUGGAAGCUUCGUUGGAGCAGAUCAGGGGACUGUCACUAGAAACUUAGGGUCGCAAUACCGACGUUUAGGUGGUGGGCUUAGUGAUGCUCGAGAGAAGACUAUCCGUGAAGCUAGAAAUAUGAUGAUCGGCUUUGCUCAUCAGCUCAAGGAAAUACCUCCAAAUGCCGUCGACGCCGGCAUCCAGAUCUUCAAACUUGUUAUGGAAGAGAACUGGCUUCAGGGGCGAGGCAUGGAUAAGGUUGCUCCUGUGUGCCUUUACACAGCUUGUCGUAGAGAAGACAGAUGCAAAGUUAUGCUCAUCGACUUCGCCGAGCUUGUUCAUGUGAAUGUUUAUGAGCUUGGUCACAUUUUCAAGGAUCUGAAUAGCAUCUACUCCUUUCAAAACAACAAUGUCAGGACGAUAAUUCCGGAAGAUCUUAUCUACCGCUUCUGCUCAAAGCUUGAUUUCGGUGACUUCACAAACAAGGUUGCAGCCGACGCAACAAGGCUUUGCCAAAGAAUGGGUAGAGAUUGGAUGGUUAUGGGCCGUCGACCUUCUGGAAUUUGUGGAGCCUGCAUUCUCAUGGCUGCGCGAAUGUGGAAUUUCCGUCGUACCGUCCGAGAAGUUGUUUACGUCGUCAAAGUCACGACUCAUACGAUUGAACAACGUCUAGAUGAGUUUAAAGUGACUGAGAGUAGUGAGUUGUCAAUCGAGGAUUUCUUAAAUCAAGAAUUCCUAGAAUCUCGUCAUGACCCCCCUGCGUUCUAUAAGGCGACCCAAGAAUGGCAGGAGAAGAUGGAAAAGGAGGGAAAGAUUAAGAAACGAAAGCGCGACAUCCAAGAUAUUGAUGGUGAUGAAAUCGGAUCGGGCUCGGAUGCUGGGACACCAGCACCGAAUGGUUCCACUGCAACACCUCGAGCUUCAUCCACAUCGUCUGAUAUGCCGCCACCUCCAGCUCCUCGACCCCCUCCUGAUGUUUCGAGACUGCGCCAAGUCUCUGAGUAUUUACCAAGGUCCUUUGACAGCACCGAAGGAAGAGAACUAGUCGCCCCGUUCGACCCUGACAGAAUGCCAAAGCCAGCUCGUCGAAAGGGUAUUGCUGCUAGAGAUAUUGCUACGUGUCUGAAUGCUGAAAACCCGGAUGCCGACGAGGCAAUGGAUGAACUAGCUGCGGAGUACGGUUCUUCUGAGGCUCAACCUGAUAAUGAUCAAGAUGUAGAGGAAGAGGAAACAGCCCAACCCGAAACCAAACGACGUGGUCGCAAAGGAUCGGCUCAGCCACAACUCACUUUUAACGAAGAGUGGGAACGAGAUGAGACCGAACUAGAGGAACAGAUUAACGAAGUAAUAAACGACCCACAUAGUGAUGAGCAUAGAAAAGCUUUAGCUACAGCUGCGCAUGUUGCUCACAUCAAAGGCGAGUGGGCACGGUCUUUGCUUCCACAAAGGAAGCUAAAAACGGAUGAGAUCAUUGGUGAGGAUGAAUUUGCCGAUGACCCGGAGGUCCAAUUCUGCCUACUCUCGCCAUCGGAAGUAAAAAUAAAGGAGAGCAUAUGGAUCAACAAAAAUAAGGAUUGGUUACGCAAGAAACAGGAGAAAGACUAUCGGAAGCAGAUGGAGGAACUUGGACCUCCGAAGAAGAAGCGCACUCGCGUAAAGAAACCACGAAUCGGCGAGGGUCAAACCACGCCAGCUUCUACUCCGGCCGAGGCAGCGAAAGAAGCUAUGAGGAAGCGAAGCACUUACUCAAAGCGAAUUAACUACGAUGCUAUUGAUGACAUAUUUGGCAAGGACGAAACUCGCGGUCCUGGCUCCGUGGCAUCUCAUAAUAACAGUGAGGCUGUCAGUCGCGCCGGCAGUGUGGUCAACGCGAACGGUGACAACGAAGCGGAGAACGAAGAGGUUGUGGAAGGAGAAAACGAGGAGGUGGGAGACGAGCAACCGGUGGAGGUGUACGAUGAGUAUUACGAGGAUCAAGAGCAGACGGUUUACGAUGAGACAGGAUACGACGACGAUAACUACGGCGGUGAUGACUAUGGUGAGGAGGAGUACUAUUAGUUAAGUACGAUCCUCGUCGCUGAUUGCUGAGUUGGUAGAUCUGCGCAUACCCGCCUGAGUACCCUAGGUGGAUAGCGUAUUGAUCAAUGAUGGCUUGCCUUACUUGAUGUACAUUUAUUUCACAUACAAGACAGCCUCUGAAUAUGUAGCGAUAUAAGAUCUUGCUAGUUACGACAUUUUGCGCUUAGUCGUAAUAGUAACUUCUUAUAAUCAACGUUUUGACUACAGA